Molecule: messenger RNA, 3337 nt
Organism: Anopheles coustani
Lineage: Eukaryota; Metazoa; Arthropoda; Insecta; Diptera; Culicidae
Gene: EndoGI
Product: X-ray repair cross-complementing protein 5
Exons: 4
Coding region: 271-2451 (726 amino acids)
Biological process (GO): DNA recombination; cellular response to X-ray; cellular response to gamma radiation
Cellular component (GO): Ku70:Ku80 complex; nucleus
Molecular function (GO): telomeric repeat DNA binding; damaged DNA binding; double-stranded DNA binding
Source: RefSeq, a predicted model, not a curated record
CCCAGAAAUAGUUAAUUGUAAUAGAUUGUGCACAGUUACUAGGAAAGUAAUAAAAGCGGUGAAUUACAUCACAUCCAAGUUUCGGUUUACUUUCAAACCGACCUUGACCUAUCGGUCCCGGCUUAAAGCUUGAUGAUGCUACGCAAGCUACGCAUGAAUACAAAACAAAUCCAGAUGCAUCAUCACGAAUUAACAAUGGCUUUGAAUCAUCAUCACACACAUUACUCACCAAUGAAAUUCGGUCAGCAAACGAAAUAAAUCGGUCUAAAUAUGUCGCGUUCCACGGGGUUGGCCUGCAUGAUCAUUUUGGACGUUGGAAGAAGCACAGCAGUAUUAACUUCCAAGGAUAAAGAAACGUUUAUACAAAAGUCCAAAAUUCUUUUGUCAUUAUUGGUCCAGACAAAGAUUUUCAGUGCACCCCAUGACCAGGUCGGAGUCGUACUGAUGGGAACAGAAGAAACCAGCAACCAGCUGAACGACGAGUCUGGCGGUUACGAGCAUAUUUGUGAAGCGUUUGAGUUAAAGCCACCCAAUUGGUCGAUAUUGCGCACCUUAGAAAACAAAAUUACAAGGAGCACCAAAGAAGCUAACUGGUUCGAUGCUCUAAUAGUAGGGACAAACUAUCUUCGCUCGGGGGCGUUGGGAAAAAAAAUUUUAAAUUCCAAUAUAAUUCUUAUAUCUCCUCUCCACACGAGGGCCGACGCCGAUCGCGAACAGUUGGAACGGGUGACGGACACCCUGCGGGAGGCGAACUGUAGGUUUCAUGUCAUUUCGAAUCACGUGCAUCAUUCGGCGACCGGUGAUGGGGCAAUUUUUACUUCAUCCGGGACGUUCGAUGAUGAGCAAAGUAAAACUGAAGCACGACGUCACAAUGAAUUGCAGAUAGAGCGCAUUGUACACGACUUAGAGGGUACGUUGGCCGAUUUAAACUGGGCCAAGGAAAGGUUUGCAUUUUUUGAGCCAAAAUCCGUUCGGCCGACACCAUGGAACAGUGUAUUGCUGAUCGGGACAAAGAUAAAGCUUAAUAUUUCGGCAUACCUGCAGAUCAGUGAGCAGAAGGGCGUUGGGCCGUUUAAGGUGGACAACAUCGAUGGAUCGUCAUCGAAGGUCCAGUUGAAGAUAGAAUACUUUUUAAACGAUAAACCUAUUGAUACGAGUACCGCCGAAUUGAUCGUUGGGUACGUGUAUGGCUCCACGGUUGUGCCGUACGAUAGCACGAUCGACAUAGAGUACAAAUCUGGAGAGAGUCGGUUGGAUUGUUUGGGUUUUACCGCGGCCAGCAAUAUUUUCGAGGAGCAUUUGUGCGGGAAGGGAACCUACGUAGUGAUAGCGAAAAAAGGUUGCACUGCAUCGGCACACAAACUGUCUGCACUUGUGACGGCAAUGAUUGAAAUGCAAGUGAUUAUGAUUGCCUCUAAAGUAUACCGAAAGGAUACAAAACCGCGCCUGCACGCCUUAAUACCAUCAUAUAAGAAAAAACAUCCUUGCCUUGUGAUGCUGGAGCUAAUUUUUCAAGAUGAAAUGAGCCUCCUGAAAUUCCCGCCAUUGUCAACUGGAAAACAUAAACCAACACCCGAGCAGUACGACGCUGUCGAUCAUCUGAUCGAUAGUAUGAACCUGAUGGAUGGAAUUGAUAAUGACGAUGGCGGUUCGCGUGAGGCAUUUGCGAUGCAAAAAACUUUCAACCCUACUCAACAACACGUUUAUCGCUCCGUUGCCCACCGGGCUACGCAUCCCAGAGACACAUCCUUACCCUGUAUGGAUGAAGAGCUGAAAGCGUUAAUUAAUGUCCCCAAAAAGGUUGCGCAACGUUCGUUCGCCUCAUUGAACGAAAUGAAACAAUUAUUUGAAUUGAAGGAGAUACAGCCAAAAGCAUCUAAUAAUUGGCUACAACGUAUGGCUAAAAUUAAACUAGGCAAUGAACCGUCCACCAGUGAAACGAUCGACAGUGGGCUUGGGAUGGAGGAAGAUGAUCUUUUGUCCGGUGCUGAUCGGAGAACCCUCGUUGCCGUGGGUACCGUUACACCGGCUGAAGAUUUUGCCCUGCUGCUUCGUCGCGGUGAAAAAUUUGCCACUGUGGCCACGCAGAUGCAAAACGUGGUGCACGAGCUACUGUUUGCUUCAAUGCGUCCACCAGGAGACAAGGUGAUAGCCGCACUGAUGAUGUAUCGUGGUGAGGCACAGAAAUUGGGUCCCUACCGGUACAACGAAUGGAUGGAAGAUUUUAAGAGAACCCUGCUUGCUCGGCAUAAAGAGGACUUUUGGAAUAAUGUUAUAGUAGCCGAAAGACUAGGUUUAAUUAAUACCAGUGAAAGUGACAUGAGCACGGUCAGUGUAGAACAGGCUGAAGACUUUUACCGAGCGUCCGUGCAGACCAGAAAGGCUGCUGAUGAUACUACAGAUAGGGAUGAUAUUGAUGCAGAUUUUCUUUUUGAUGAACUGAAUGAGUAAUAGCGGAAGAAAUAUUGAAAACAACGGAAUUUGAGAAUUCAUAUUAAAUAGAUUCUCUGCACUUUCCUAAUUCCAAAGCGGAUACAAAUAAAAAAAUAGGAUUUUCUGGAAUUCGACCAGUAUUACGAAAUUGCCGUUUGCUGCAAACUAGUGUUUAAAGAACCAUCUGUCGAAACUAACUUUAAGCGAAUACUUUUUUUUGUAUAAGUUAAUUAGGUCAUGAUUGAUCCAAAUAACGAAUGAGAUUUAGUUAAUUUACAAUAAAAAGAUCUACAAACAAACUUUGUAUAUUUAGUAUAUCCACGUAUAAUGUAAAACAAUGCACAUUAAAAGAUCUAUAUUCGUUCGCUAGGGUGGUUUGUCUUGCGUGGCUCUUUCCGCUAUGCGGCAUUCGCAAUAAAAUGUGCUUGAAGUGGGCAACAGAUGUUUCCGAAGCAGUCUAAGUGGAUCGAAUAUUUGCCAUUCGAUAGCUAGUGAUUUUUUUUUUUUUUUUAACGAGACAAGAGGAACCAGAAUCAAUUUGUGCACUUAAAAGUAGUUUGCAGAAGACAAAAAACAGGUAUUCAGCCAAUUUUAUUUGUUAGGUACUAGGUAAAGCAGUAAGCUUGAGAUACUUUAAUUUUAAUAACCAGCUCCGAAGACAAAUAAUUGGUGUAAGUUCAAAUUUGUUAGAUGCAUUGAACUAAGGCAAGGGCAUAAAAAUGCGAUUGAUCAAACAAUCCGAUGUUGCUGUUAUCAUUACAAAGAAUGGAAGGAAGGGUGUUUAUUUUUAUACUCUCAUCAUGAUGCGGUACUUUUCUUCAACGUUCAAGUCAAAGCGUAAUAAUCAAUGGAUAACCCAGGACCUAGUAAAGACGAAAAUAAAACCAACCACAGCUUGUUUGAU